This is a messenger RNA of Acanthaster planci (crown-of-thorns starfish), 3344 nucleotides long. Its product is annotated as speckle-type POZ protein-like. The record is from RefSeq and is a predicted model, not a curated record. NCBI's taxonomy places the organism in Eukaryota, Metazoa, Echinodermata, Asteroidea, Valvatida, Acanthasteridae. Gene Ontology annotation, molecular function: protein binding.
GGACUGCAGUGUGAAGUUCCAUGAUGAGGCCGGGAGAUGUACAACUGGAACUAGGGUAAUUUUCUCAACCUUUUGACCAAACGGAACAAAAUUUUCGACGAAAAAGCGCAUUAUUCGAUAGAAAAACCCUACCCAUAUUCUCCAGUGUUUUUCUCAGUUGUCAUAAAGAUUGACUGGAUAUACACGCACACACACAUCAUUUUUUUUCCCUUUUUUCCCUUCUGAACGGAGUGUUGGAUUGACUGAGGUACCAAGCUGGCGACCUCACGGGCUCCCAGUCCCCCUCCAGCUGAGAUGUCUUGUCCCGUGGCCGAGAAUUGGUGCUACACCCAGGUGAAGGUGGUGAAAUUCUCUUACAUGUGGACAAUUAACAAUUUCAGCUUCUGCCGAGAAGAAAUGGGCGAGGUCCUCAAGAGCUCCACUUUCUCUUCUGGAGCCAAUGACAAAUUGAAAUGGUGUUUGAGGGUUAACCCCAAGGGUUUGGAUGAGGAAAGCAAGGAUUAUUUAUCUCUCUACCUCCUCCUGGUGUCUUGCAACAAAGCAGAGGUGCGAGCAAAGUUCAAAUUCUCCAUCCUGAAUGCCAAGAGAGAAGAAACAAAGGCUAUGGAAAGCCAGCGAGCUUACCGGUUUGUACAGGGCAAAGAUUGGGGCUUCAAGAAAUUCAUCCGGCGGGACUUCUUGAUGGAUGAGGCCAACGGCCUCCUCCCUGAUGAUAAACUCACGUUAUUUUGUGAAGUGAGCGUGGUGGCAGAAACAGUCAACAUUUCCGGUCAGUCCAGUCAAGCCCAGUUGAAGGUCCCUGAAUGCCGCCUUGCUGACGAUCUCAGUGCCCUGUGGGAGAGGACAUCGUUCAGUGACGUCACGUUAUGUGUCACGGGCAAGGAAUUCCAAGUACACAAAGCAAUACUAGCAGCCCGUUCGCCUGUCUUCAAUGCCAUGUUUGAGCAUGAGAUGGAGGAGAAGAAACUGGGCCGGGUAGACAUCACCGACGUGGAAGCUGAGGUCAUGAACGAGAUCCUGCGCUUCAUCUACACAGGCAAAGCACCCAACCUGGAGAAGAUGGCCGAUGAGCUCCUGGCAGCUGCCGAUAAGUAUGCUCUCGAAAGACUGAAGGUGAUGUGUGAAGAUGCCUUAUGUUCCAACCUGGUUAUAGACAACGUAGCUGAAGUCUUAGUCCUAGCAGACCUUCACAGCGCGGACCAACUAAAAGCAGUGGCAAUUGACUUCAUUAACAGCAGCCACGCCCCUGAGGUCAUGGAAACGGCGGGCUGGAAGACGAUGGUCCACAGCCACCCAAACCUCGUCGCCGACGCCUUCCGUGCCCUUGCCACCUCGCAAAGCCCACCCUUCAUGGGACCACCCAGGAAGAGAAUCAAGCAGAGCUGAGAGGGCUGUUGGCCAACCCUGCUUUGAUCCUCUUUCCAAUGGUAGAUUUAUCCCUAACCUGUUUCAAACGCCCCUGUACAUUGUAAACUAUGUAAUGUAUGAUACUGUGGUUAUAAUGAUAUUAUUCCUAUAACUGUUAUAAAUAUUAAUUUCUAGUUUUCACAAUCUCUUUUGUUGUGUUGGUCAGUUAGACAUGGAUUGUAUAUAUUAUUUUAUAUAUAUGUCUGAAAAUGAAAUAUGCGCAGAGCUGAAAGUGGGAUUUUUGUUUAACUUUUUGCUGGUGGAUUAAUUGAUUGGCUGUAUGUUUUUAUUUCCCUCUCAGAAACCCUCGGAAGGUACAUGUAGCAACCAACCUUACGUUACUUUGAAAUAAUGUCAUACGUCACAUGGUGCAAUUGCAUAUACAUGAACAUAUUAUCCAAAGAAGAAUUUUAUCUUCAGAUUGAAAACUAACUCCACUGGAACGUGACUGUCAAUUGCAUUUUUUUUUUUAGUUUUCAACUUUCUCUGAAUUUUUUUCUCUGAAAGUUUUCUCUGCCUUAUUCAAAUUUUGCCCCGGUUCUCAAUACCUAACUUCAGUCCUUGAAGAAAAUGACUUACACAAGAAAUGAUUCUGAAAGAUUUUCUGAAAUGCUGUUAUUUUGAAAUAUAAACUUCUGAUACCGGAGGAAAGAAAAUAAAAGAAUUAAAAUGGUGAAAAAAUUCUAGAAAAUUAAACUUCUGAUAAUUGAAAGAUUAAGUGUCACAUCAAUAGCAACAAUGAUCUCUACGCAUGUGAUUUAGGAACCUACCUGUUGAAAUGGAAAACGAAUUAUUGUCAUAUUUAGACAGGUCAAUCUCCAGCCAGCAGAUAGUUUCAGUGGUUCACUGGACAAACAACAUUUUGAGCUCUGCACCUUAUUUAUAGAACUUACCAAAGUUAAGCUGCAGAACUAGAGUAUAGAAUAUAAUUAACUUGGCACAGCAUUCUGUACAUAUUUAUUAUCUUAUUGAUAUUCCUAUUUUUUGGACUCUUGCAUCUUUGUGGACUCCUUUUCAAUCCAUGUUGUUAUGUAGUGAGACAAGCCUUCACCAAGUAGUGUGGGUUUUUAGGGUCCCCCGUUUCAUUAUUGCAAUAAUUUGUGUGUAUUUCUGUUGCUGUUACCAGCUUGUAAGGUGACAAUCUUGUGGAAGCAUUUGACCUGAGGUACCCUUGCUUUUUUUUGGUUUUCUUUUUUCUUUCGGAAGUAAAACUCCAAAAUGUGAAGCAUGCAGUACUGGCCCAUAUGGUUUGACAGAUCCAAGUUGUCUCAUCUGGUUUGUGUCAAAGAACACAUGGUGUACCUUCAUUUUCUCUGGUACAGCAGUUGUAGCGCACAUUGUGUACUGUUAAAUGUCUUCUCAGACUCCUUGCAGAACAGUAGGACAAAUUGCUCUAUGCUAUCUUUCACUCGAGCUCCAUUGUCGACGAGGCAGUGCGUGUGUGGCUUGCAUGUUGGCAGCACAGGGUGGGCAUGGCUAAUUUUCACCGGAAUGGGCGUAUCUUGAGAGCAGCUUUCCACAUUCGCGCUGGUCUACAUGUGCGUCAGCCAUUUCUGUCACUCAUUAGUCACUGAGAGAGGUCUUUUUCACAAGAGCUUAUAGUGAUAUGUUUAUUGUUUGUGUAUGCGUGUGGAUGUACACAGUCAGACAGUAUGUGGUCAUCAGAAGACACUGGGUUUUCCUCUUUACAAAAGUAUGCCUUCUCUGGUAGCUAAUUGAGUGGUUGGGUUUACAACCAAACAUCUUGCUUUUACAGGAAUGCACUAUAGAGGGAUCCCAAUAUGACGCUUUUAGCAUUGAUCUGCGCACUUCCGCGUUUGAAAAUGAGGUCGUGUGUGUCAGCUUCGAUCAAAAUACGAUCAAAAUACAUAAAGGUAUGGUUAAAUUCAGACUUUUCAGGCUGCAAAUUUUUGUGGAAGAGUCUUUCAGGAUGACUA